UUAGCUCAACUAUAUACGUAUUGUAUGAUAUGAUAAGUGAUGAUUUCAUGCAAUCAAAUCAAUUAGUUGUCAAAAAAACGCUAUUUUAUUUAACACUUAAAUUAUUAGAAACUUCAUUUUCUUUGAGCAGCCGUAUAAAAAUAGUUAUUUUACAAAGGCCUAUAGCCUAGUUAAGGUACGACCGCUCCAGUGUGUACUAUUGCACAAACACCAAAUCACAUUAUUGGCCAGAUAUAUAGAGGUAAAACAUAGCGUGGUAGUUGCGCUAUGUGCGGCCGCGCCGCCGUGCAUACCGAAUCAUAAGAUCAAAGCACGCAUACUUUACCUACUCAGAUACAAAUACCCACACGAACAAGGCAUCAUCACGUCUUGCGGUGUCCCUGUGUUGGUGCAAUAAUGCACACAUGCAAAGACGAGGGGCUACACUAUUAAAAGUAUAAUAAAAGUUACCAAGACACAAACGCAGCGUACGGUACUAUUUGUUUGGAGGGAGGUUGAAGGCACUCAUACAAGCGAGGGAGAGGCUGUGUUGGCGCGGGCAGGGGCCGCCAGUUUACCGUUGUGAGGCGCGUCGUGCGGCCGGACGCAGGACCGCCACAGUCGUGCGCCGCCGGCACCCCGACCCGGAGACCCGGCCACUCAUACAGCCGCUGCCCUGCAGAACCACCCUGGACCUCGAGGACUUGUAACCAACCCCCCACUGCACUCUUUGUGUCAAUAGACUUAUAUAUUUUGGGGUCCGGUUGUCUACAGUAGAGACGAAGUGUUAUGAACUCGUGCUGAUGUCACUGGAGUGUUAACCCGAAUUUAGAUUGUGGCUUGGAUCGUUUUGACCGUCAAGUUAAGUUACGAGCGUCGUGGUAACAAUCAGUCUCGCGUACAGCCGUACAUUGUGACCGCUAAGACGCUAGGCAAAGAUUAAACCACGCCUUCGCACGAAAUACUGGAAUCAUGGCAAAUACUACCGAGCUCUUCACUGCUACCCCUGAGAGCCGUGUGAACUGAGUCGUUGCUAGGCAAGGCUUAGGCUGGGGUAAAUAAUGGGAAAAAGGAAUGUACGGAUCAAGUUCGCACACUCCAUUGGUCCACCCAUUACUUUGAGCAAGUUGGACAAGCUCGAGUAGCCGCGCGCCGCUCCCGAACCGCACACUGCACUUUCAGUUACCGACGCACUAGCGACUGCCAAUAAAGUACAAGUCAUACCUGGUUAGAAUUCACAUACAUAUUUAAAAGUAGAUUUAUUUAUUGUAGUACAAAGACAAACCUGAACAAUCAAGGUGUUAUACAUGCAACAAACCUGUGAACAGACGACUGCCGAGUCGUCUCCCUCGGUUACAGUAAUCGAAUCGGUAGUCAUGACGGCCACUGCCCCAGAAUUGUCAAAAUCAGAUUUUUUUGACUUCGUGACAUCGAACGAAGUUACAGACGCCCAGUAUAAACAACAGAUGCGUUCGGUGAACGUGUUUAUGGAAUCACCCGACUCGCGCUCUAACCCUUUGCUGUCGGAGGAACCCAAGGAACAGAACAACAAUAGCCUGCUCACGGUGACGAAUGCGCCAUCACCAGCGCCCGCAGCUGCCAUGCCGGCCGCCUCCACCGCGCUGCAGAGCUUCGACUCCAUCUGGAAUGUAGAUCGAGACCGGGACCGCCUGGAGACCGCGAUGCUAGAGGAUCUCAAUAAAUACUACUGGAACCAGGACAGCGAAAUCAACAGCGCGCACCCAUGUACUGACACCGCUAUUUCUAAUAAACUCAUCAGUAACAAUACGGAUGGACAAAUAUACACUCUAACAGUACUCAACCAAGAUAUACAUGAAUCGAGUACCAACAGGUAUUGGACCAAGGAAGAAGACGUUUCUAUGUCCAGCCCUACCGAUAUAGAUAAUAACUCCUCCUUAGAUCUUGAAUCCAUACUAAAUAUGAACGGAUUUCCAAAUGAUUUCAAUCAAGAUUCCUUGAGUUCUAAUGUGCUUCCGAAAGUUGAAAGCUAUAGCUACGACGAAAGUGAAACAGAAAGUCAGAAUCCAGAUUUAGGCUCAAGUGAUCUAGUUAAAGUGGAACCCUUUAGUUAUGAAGACAACGAUUUUCAGUCUAACGAUAAAAGGGAUGACUCUCGUAGUUCUGUAAUUGGCACACCUCUAUUAGAAAGUUCUGUCGAAUUUAACAAUAAUAACAAUGACUGGAAGCUAACCGAUCAAAAUACCGACACAAAUGAAUCUCUAUUAAGAAGUGCAUUACAGGGAAAAGCUUUCAUUAGAUAUAGUACGGUACAAAAGAAACUGGACGCAACAACAGAAUUGAAAAGAGUUAUAAUUAACAACAAUAAUAAAUCCGAUGUUCCUUCCAUGUACCACGACAGCAAAGAAGGCGACACUGAGCUGUUGAUCCACACACCAACAGGGAAUGUCAAUAUUUCCAUUUUACUAGAAGAUCCUAAUACGACAGUGAUCACGAACGGUGACAACCCAACGUCGACGCAAAGUGUGGAUGACAUUAUAUUAUCACAACUGGAUGCCAAUUACCCAGAAGACUAUGAAAAGCUGAAGAGGAUAGCAACUGAGCUAGGCGAGUCUGUGCAGCCGUUCUGCACGGUAGAGCCUCUAGAACCGGCGCGUGGCGUAUAUAACAUCCACCACGUCAACGGCGAUAUUGUGACCAUGAUCCCCGCGGGCGAGGUGCAGCUACCGCACAUGCAGCUGGUAACGGCUUCGCCCGCCGUCACCAGCACCAAGACAGUCAGCAAAAAGUAUAAGCGGAUCGCAAACAAGAGCUCACCGCCUGUGGCACAGCCGCAAACAGGUACGGCCAUCCAGCCCGCCACAUCAACUUCCAACGGCGUGCGCAAAGAGCGCUCGUUGCACUACUGCUCCAUCUGCUCAAAGGGCUUCAAGGACAAAUACUCUGUGAAUGUGCACGUGCGCACGCACACGGGCGAGAAGCCCUUCUCGUGCUCGCUGUGUGGCAAGAGCUUCCGUCAGAAAGCGCAUCUUGCAAAGCACUACCAGACACACAUCGCGCAGAAGAGUGCCGCGGCUAACGGCCAGCCAAAGCCCGCGAAGCAGCGGUAACCGCCCUCAUAUUAUUGCUACACUAAUCGUACAUUGAUCUUUUACAUUAAUAGUCAAUAGAACUUUGUCACAGUGAUAACAAUAGUAUUUUUAAGCAAAUACUUAAAGGCUGAAACAUCACAGAUGAAUUUGGUAAGGUGCUAAAGUAAAGUAGUAAUUACCUAUCUCAAAGAAUGGCAGUUAUAAAAUAUUGAAGAAAUAUGAAGGAAGUCCGCAGCCUUCAUUUUUGUUAAUUUGUAUGUAUUUCCGUCCGUUACCGAACACACGUCUAGCUUUAGCUAAGGACAGGUACUAUUAAGUUUAAUUAUGAGAUUAUCAUAAAAUCUAAGUACAUUCCGUAUUUAUUAGUCAUAUAGCUACAUUUAUUUUAAUGUAACGUUAAAGUCAUACAUAGUCGUGUAUGUUUGUAAUUUUUGCACACAGUUUGGUUCCUGAUGAUUCAAGGAUAGUCGUUUUCUUUUUGAAUUAACCAUCCUCACUAGCUUAAUAGGUAAGAGGCAAAAGUGUCUGACGAUCGUACUAGGAUGACUGCACGGCGCCGAGUCGCGCGGUAAUUUCUCUCUCAUCGUGAGACCAACUAAACUUUCUAAAAAAAAAACAGAGCAAAAGAUUGAGCGAAAUAGCUGAGUACCAUCUUUCACUGCUCGACUAUCGUAUCUCAAUCUCAUCGCUGUCCUUUCAGUUAGGUGGGCGAUGUUAUUUUUUGAAUAGGUAGGUAUGUACUAAAACAAAGUAAAAAACAUUCGCUAUUGUAUAAAUUUAUAUUAAGCAUCUUUAAGAAGCGGAAAUAGUUUAUUGAUUUAAAAAUGUGUUAGUUAAUUCCACUACCCAAGGCUAAAUAAGUAAAUACUGUCACGAUUAAAGUUUCUAUCUAAACAAUAUCAUAUUGCAAUUGAAGUUUUAAAUAGCUAGUUUUAAUUGCUAUGUAUACAUAUAUGGUUGCGUACAUGAUUAGAUCUAGAUUGAUAGAAAAUCGAAACAAAAAUUUGACAUUACGGGCCACUCACCUCUAAAUCAAUUGUCCAUUUUUAAUAAGUUUGCGCGGGGCAACUAGUUUCAUGAUCUUGCAAGUGAAGUUAAAAGCACUAUUAUAUAGGUAGUCAUAUAUUCGUUAUCAUUAUCUAUUUCAGAUCGUUUCAAAAAACAUAAUAAGCACAUUGUUAUUUAAUACAUAUGUCAGAGCGCCCUAAUGGCGGAUACUGCGACGGCCGGUUAUUUGAGCGUUGCUAUCGGACGCCACUCGCUCGAUCGGGCUCUCAUUCCCAAUUACAUCUUUCACCUCUUACUGGGAGAGGCCUGAUUACUCCCAGAUUGCUAUAAAUUUGAACAACAAGCGGUAUUUCAUUGUCGGUCUUUAAAAUUGUGCUCCCUUUCUCGAGUAAUAAAUUGGCCUUCCUUUCUUUGUUAAGGUCUAUACUGUUUCAUUCCAUUCCGCAGACUAUGUUUAUCUCGUAAAUAUAUGUUUAACUCUUAUAGUGUUGUACAAAUACCUCAUUAGGAGCGGCAGUCAAAGUUUAAAACUCUCAAGCAUCUCACUCGCAAGUGUACAAGAGAGUUGCAGGCGAGUGACGUGAAAAUGAAACCAUAUUGACAUAGAUUUGUUAGUUCAAAUGGACCUACUGCUCUGUAAGAAAGACUGUAAGAGGUUCAAAUAACAGGCUGUUAUAGUACAUUACGAUUCAAGUGCGAAAAAUAGGAAAUUUGAAACGAGUGGCGAUAAAUUAAAACACGACCGAAGGGAGUGUUUUUAAUCGACACGAGAUGCGAAAUACCUAUUCGCACAUGUAUCGUACAACAUUUUACAGUGCAUAUAGCCCUUUAAAUUUUCGACAUAGUUACGUAAUGUGCUAAUUAUCGCACUCGUGCGGUAAAGUAGCGCUAUGUGUAUUGUAAAAUUAAUAAAACACAGUUAUAGGUAUGUAUGAUUUAAUAUUGAAUGUUGUAGAGCAAUUCCAGUUCUUAAUUACACUUUCACUGUUUUACAAAUUUAGAUCUAAUAGAGCUUUCUAAAGCUACUUUUAACAAAACUGUUUUAAAAUUAUAUACUUAUCUAAAAUCACAGGUGGAUUUUGUGUUCGUUAAUAGAUUAGUCAGCGUUUUUGGGAAAGCGCAAAUAGUUUUUUGUUCAGUAACCACAACAGGAAAUGGGUCUCUUUUUAAUAAAAUUAAGAAUGACGCAGCAUUGCUUGGGCCAUCUAAUCAGCUGGUUAGGGCCCACGAGCACGUAUUAUAAGUUAAAUUUCUAAACGUCUAUUGCUACAGAUCGAAUAUUGUCUAGGGUCAAGGAAAUAGUUCAGUGACUAUUAAUAUAAUCCACUGACAUUCAGAUUCUUAUUCUUUUAAGAGUCUCAAGAACUUAGCCGGCUGUCUAUACAAUUUAAAUUACGCUCUUAUUUAAACCGAUAUGCUGAGAUAACAUGAAACUUAGCAAGAACUUUAAAGUAACAUAUUAGGCUUCUGGCUAAAGUUGUCGUUCCUAUAAAUUAUAAUAUUUAUAAUACCUACAAAGAAAAUAGAGUAAGUAGAAGUUGUGGGACUUGUCCUCCCUCUUAAGCGCUUGUGCUUCUCAACUAAUCGCUGUCUCCCGUCCCGACGACCCAUUAAAGUCCGCGGUCCUGUUCAAUUGGGCUUGCAAUGAGCCAAAUAUUUCUUUUUUCAUCACACUUGCUCGAAAAAGAUCUUAUUUCAUGCAGGUGUGCUGAAGGACAAAGGCCUAUUUCGUUCCCGCGGUAGUUAUGGUAUCUGAAAAAAAAGUUCCUAACUAACUAAGUUAACUCCCUAGGGAUUUAUUGCUUUUUCUUAAAUUAUGUCGCUUAUUCAUACAAACCAAGUAGCAUAAAUGAGUUUUACUUUUAAAAAACUGACGUUUAUAAUUUAAUAUCCUUGUUUAUGUUUAAAAUUAUUUAAUUUGAUUAAUACGACCGGUUUGGUCUAGUGGGUAGGGACCCUGCCUACGAAGCUGAUGGUCCCGGGUUCAAAUCCUGGUAAGGGCAUUUGUUCGUGUGAUGAGCAUGGAUAUUUGUUCCUGAGUCAUGGGUGUUUUCUAUGUAUUUAAGUAUUUAUACACAUAUAUAUUAUAUAUAUCGUUGUCUAAGUACCCUCAACACAAGCCUUAUUGAGCUUACUGUGGGACUUAGUUAAUUUGUGUAAUAAUGUCCUAUAAAUAUUUAUUAAUUUAACAGCCGUUAAAAUAAUUUUCAAUCGUGGCUGAAUGCCGAAUAGGUGUGUGCCUUCGAUGCCUCACCUGCCAAUAAAUUACAUAAUGGCGGAGGAAUGUUUGAUAUGUCACCGUAUUUAAUUACCACCCUCGUAUCCAAAAUCUCACUUACCCCCCUCGUUGCACAAUGUACUAUUACCUGUGUUCAAGAUAUUUCAGGAACCAAUCUGCAUGCAAGGAUAUUUUACUCAUUUCAUCUUGCCAAUAAAGAGUAAUACAUAUUAUGUAUGACGUAACGUGUUGAGUAUUAUUAAAUGAUCAAACACUGCCUGUAAAUGCUCCUGUAUAAACGAAUGAGUCUGUCUACAAUAAAAAAAUCUAGUUAAUUUAUGCUUCUUUUAGAUGAUUUUCGACUUAAUAAUAUUAUUUGUUUGUAGUUUUAUGAAGCCUGAUGGGAUGCCUUUGAGAAUACUCAUUUUGUGUAUAUAUUUAAAAGAAAAUAAUAAAAGCAAAAACCUUAAUUGCGUCAUAAAAAUUACUCUACCUACCACUUUGUAUCUCAUUAGAUGGUAUUUUGAAAGUUAGCGAAUUUAUAGAUGAUUAGGUAAGUGGUUAGACACAUUGAGAGAUUUACCAAUAUAUUUUAAGAAGCUAUUGCUACCUUAUUAAAUUAUGCGAGUGCAUAAAUGGUUGUUAAUAUAUUCCUGUAAUAUAUUAAACUAUGUUCGUUUUGAGACUUAUUUCGAAAAGGCGAUUUUGAUGAUAUGAUUUAUUUUAUUGCAUUUGUUCCUGAGUUGAAUUUUAGAUUUUAUUAAUAAUUAAUUAAGUCAUUAUUAUUUAUAAGAUGUUUAUGUAUAAGUAAAUCGUGCAUGAGUAUUUUAAUGUUUAUGUAGUAGAUAUGAGCGUAGUUUUAGGGGCGUUGUGGAUGAAAAUAGUAAUAGAUAUAGUAAGCAUACGGAUAAUGGUACAGACCGGCGUACUGUAAAUAUAAUGUAACGAAAUAAUAAUUUAUUUGGAAACCGGCUGUCUGGCCAUUCGCGACACGCCGCUCGCACCCGCGAGGGCAACCUUGUCCACUUCACCCUUAAACAGAAACCGUCCUGGAAACUACCUUACCUUGAUUAUUUAUUUACAAUUAUUGUUAAGAUGACACAUGAAACACAAAAUCGUAUUUGUAUUUUGAUUAACCCCGAGCUGUGAUUUUUGCUUAUUUUGUAUAAUCUUUAGAAUCAGUGAUAAUAUGUCAGAGGUGUCGAGUCUGACUCGGAUCACUGAGGUCUUCCAAGCUCUAAGCUGUCGGCUGACAUCCGCCAGCUUGCGUAUCGACUAUUAUACAACAAAGGUCAAAAUAUAUCAUUGUACCUACUUACCAUAUUUUUACAAGAUUUUCAGAUUCGUAUUGGAUUUCAUAAUUUUUUACUUUCCUACGUUAGUUUUCUAAUAAAAUGUUUUUAAAAUA
This is a messenger RNA of Cydia pomonella (codling moth), 7684 nucleotides long. Its product is annotated as zinc finger protein 202. Bases 1287 to 3068 code for a protein of 593 amino acids. Gene Ontology annotation, cellular component: nucleus. The record is from RefSeq and is a predicted model, not a curated record. Lineage: Eukaryota; Metazoa; Arthropoda; Insecta; Lepidoptera; Tortricidae. The transcript has 3 exons.